CAAAACGCCGAGCAGCGGACAGACGCACCGGUCCCCAUGGGCCGACGUUGAGUAGCCGAAGUGACAUGGAGGGAGUGCCUCAAGGGGCAUCGCCCUCUCACAAGCAAAGCAGUUGGAUUGUGCAAGAGCUGCCAACUGUGGGCUGGGUGGUCAAGACCAUGCCCGGCCAAGGCGACACCGAAGCUCGGGAAGCUCCCGAGGGCGCUGCAGGUUCUCCAGAGCCAAAGACGCAUGCGCAAGACGUGCAGCAUGGAGGAGCUGCAGAGCAGCCAACCGUGAAGCUUCCAGGAGCUGUGGGCGAGGCAUCCAGGUCGCGGGAGCCGACGACUGCCUCGUCUCAGCCGGACGGCAAUCUACGGGAGACCGCGAGGCAGAGUUUUGAAGGCGACAGUCAGGCUUUUGGCAGCCGCUUUGAUGCCUUUGUGGUCUAUGCCAUGGGCCGUGGCUCCGAGGCCAAGCCCAGUGCCACUCGUGCAGCUGCAAUUGGUCGAGCGCUCCAGGCACGAGGCUUGCGGGUUUGCCAGCAAUCAUUUCUUGUGGGCGCAGUGAUGCAGCACAUGUCCAGCAGCGAUGAGGCCCACUUCAUGGCACAGGCAGCACAAAACAGCAACUGCGCUGUGAUUCUCCUCACCCGGCAGUUCAUCGAUCGAGUGGAGACAGGACUCUUUGGUGAUAGUUGUGUGGCCGCAUUCACCUUGGCAAAGUGCUUGCCCAAUGCGGUUGUGGUGGCGCUGGAGCCGGAGCUGGUGAAUCCAGGAGCAUGGGGCUGGAACCAAGUGUUCGCUCGCUUUUCCGGCCGUGCCGUGAUGAACCUUUCCAUGGAGGAGCCCAAUCCUGCCUGGGAGGAUGCAGUAGAUCGACUCGCUUGGCUGCUGAAUCCGCACCUUGAAGUUUCCAGGCCAUUGGUUGGCCCUGCUAGCAGUGGGCCGCUGUCCUUGCAUGAAAAUUGCCCGCAAGAUGAGGAAGGUGGCGAAGGUCCAUCCUACGAUUGCUUCAUCUCGCACAACUGGGGGAAGGAUACCCAAGGCAGGGACAAUCACCAAAGAGUGAUGCAGAUCGCUGCCACUUUGGAGAAGCACGGGAUUCAGGUCUUCCUUCAGGACAGAGAGGCACAUCGCUACAGCAGCACUGAUGAGGCCAUGAUCGAUGGCAUGCGCCGCUCUGCGGUUGCCCUGAUUUUUGUCACAAGGAGAUAUAUUGAAAAGAUCGAAGAAGGGCGAGUCGACGAUGAUUGUGUGGCUCAGUUCAAUUUGGCGAAGCGAGCUCCAGCGAUUCUUCCAGUGGUCUUAGAGCCGGAGAUGACAAAGAUCAGCAAGUGGGGUUGGAAUAGAGUGUAUGCUCAUCUUUCUAACAAAAUGCUAGUCGAUUUGUCUCGUGGUGAUGUGGUGGGAUUUCCUGCCGUCUUAUGGAGUGCAAAAGCACAGCGUAUGCAAUGCGCCAUUGAUCUCUUGGAGCUUCGCAUCCUUCAAGAGACCUACAGGCUCCAUCCCAAACGGGUGCAAUCCAAUCCAGCCCUUUCAGUGCCACACAAGGACGUGGUCCUAAUCGUGGCGGUUUGCUUCGCAGCUGCUGCUCUAUCGCAUACUAUUGUUGCUUGCGGUCAAACUGUCCUAGAUGGGAACCUCAACAGCCUCCUGCGCGUUGUGGGCAUUGUGUCUGGCCUAUUUUGGAUUGCUGGUUUCCUGCUUCACGGGAUUUGGCUGGUCAUGAAGGCACGUUUGCCACCAGACUUCGAGGUGCAUGCUGGAAUGAUUCAGCCUGUAGGGCUGUUCGCCAGCAUUGUGCGGGCAUUUGCUUGGAUCCUCAUCGUACUUCUGCAUGUCGUACGAUUGUCUGGUGUCGAGGAACUCACCCCUGCACAACUCAGCCUUUCCAACAGCACUGCACAGGACUUCCCUGGCGACUUCUCUUGGGCAAGCAUUUGGGGUGCUCACCUAUUCACUGCUGGAUGUAUAGUGUGUUGCUUGGAUGCCAUCAUCUCCUUUGGCAACGCAGGCACUUUCCAGGCUGGGUGGAGAUCAGUGAGCAACCUAGCAGGACUUGCAUGGGUCUUCAUGGCCGCAGGGGCUGCCUUCAUUUCAAUAUCAGCACAGCUGGAGCAGGAUGCGGAUGUUGAGGUGACCUCUUUUCAGUUCCCUGGAAUGCUGUUUCUGUUGCUGGCUUCAUUUGCCUACUUGCUGUGGCUCUUCAUGCACCCAGCGCAGCUUAGGCGGCACUUUCAGAAAUUGGCCGCCUCUGAAGGUGCAGCAGCUCUUGACGGCGCGUUGAGACCUUUUGCCGACGUUUUGGGCUUUUGAGAUGAUCCCUUCAGGUCGAGGGUCAGGCUUGGACAAGGCAGGUGGACAAACGCUGUGAAACUCAGAAGCUGUGUUUGAAGGUGCCACGGCUUCAAACUGAUUAACCGCAAAACCUGAGAGGCCAUGGUAUCAUGGCCAGAACGCACCAAGGCGCUGGAUUUUUCCCGCCUUCAUGUUGCCAUGCCAUCAUGCCAUUAUGCCAUCAUGCCGUGCAUUUUCAUGUUACCUUCGGUCAUUUUUCGUUUGGAGACUCAGAGCCCACUCCAUGACCAGCUCAGGAGCCUGAGAUGGUUCACCAGACCGCCUCGGACCCGCUUCCCGUCGAAACUCGGCCACCGCUUCCCGGCGAGGAGGCUGAACCCGCUACCGCCCCGAGGGCGGAAAGCCCGGUGGCAGUGGCGCCACAGGAAGCUCCGGAAGCUGGGCAGGAUGAACUUCGCUGAUGUUUCUGGUACGUGAUUGGAAAGCUGAGAUCUUCAAGCUUCAAUCAUGUUUAUGUUCAUUGUUGGGGGACAAGAAACCGCCUGCAUUUUGUGUAAACACCUUCAGUAGAAGAAUUCGUUCGCUGUUCGUUGUUUUUUUUGCACAGAGCCGCUCAAUCCCCGUUUCACUGGUGUCACCCUCCCUGAGGGAAUCUUUUCCCUGAAAAAUGGGAGCCAGAGAACGACGUCUUGUCUCCGGAGCGCAUGCUGUUUCUAUCCAAGCUGUUUCCGCCACAAAACAGCUACAACAUACCAAACAUUU
Molecule: messenger RNA, 3041 nt
Organism: Durusdinium trenchii
Lineage: Eukaryota; Dinophyceae; Suessiales; Symbiodiniaceae
Source: the annotation of a GenBank genome assembly